Molecule: messenger RNA, 870 nt
Organism: Choloepus didactylus (southern two-toed sloth)
Lineage: Eukaryota; Metazoa; Chordata; Mammalia; Pilosa; Megalonychidae
Product: purine nucleoside phosphorylase-like
Exons: 1
Coding region: 1-870 (289 amino acids)
Biological process (GO): nucleoside metabolic process
Cellular component (GO): cytoplasm
Molecular function (GO): purine-nucleoside phosphorylase activity
Source: RefSeq, a predicted model, not a curated record
AUGGAGAAAGAGUUCACAUAUGAAGACUAUCAGAGCACUGCAGAAUGGCUUCUGUCCCACACCGAGCACCGACCUCAAGUGGCAGUGAUCUGUGGCUCUGGGUUAGGAGGUCUGGCUGAUAAAGUAACUCAGGCCCAGGCCUUUGAAUACAGUGAGAUACCCAACUUUCCUCAAAGCACAGUACCAGGUCACUCUGGACGACUUGUGUUUGGGUUCCUGAAUGGCCGAGCCUGUGUGGUGAUGCAGGGCAGAUUCCACUUUUAUGAAGGCUACCCACUCUGGAAGGUAACAUUCCCAGUGAGGGUUUUCCGGCUUAUGGGUAUGGACACCCUAGUGGUCACCAAUGCAGCUGGAGGGCUUAACCCUAAGUUUGAGGUUGGAGAUGUCAUGCUGAUCCGUGAUCAUAUCAACAUGCUUGGUUUCUCUGGCCAGAACCCUCUCAGAGGCCCCAAUGAUGAAAGGUUUGGCCCUCGUUUUCCUGCCAUGUCUGAUGCUUAUGACCACAAUCUGAGGCAGAAGGAUCACUGGGCCUGGAAACAAAUGGGGGAGCAGCGAGAGCUACAGGAAGGCACCUAUGUGAUGAUGGCAGACCCCAACUUUCAAACCCGUUCAGAGUGUCUUCUGCUGCUGAACCUGGGGGCUGAUGUUGUCGGCAUGAGCACAGUACCAGAAGUUAUAGUUGCACGGCACUGUGGACUUCGAGUUUUUGGCUUCUCUCUCAUCACUGACAAGUUUAAUAUGAAUCCUGAAAGCUCAGAGAAGACUACUCAUGAGAAAGUACUGGAAUCCACGAAGAAAGCUGCACAGAAAUUGGAACAGUUUGUCUCCAUUCUUAUGGCUAACAUUCCACCCUCUGACAAGGCCAUUUGA